This is a messenger RNA of Penicillium expansum, 525 nucleotides long. Its product is annotated as YbhB/YbcL family Raf kinase inhibitor-like protein. Bases 1 to 525 code for a protein of 174 amino acids. Gene Ontology annotation, molecular function: peptidase inhibitor activity; phospholipid binding. The transcript is spliced from 2 exons. The record is from RefSeq and is a predicted model, not a curated record. Gene Ontology annotation, biological process: regulation of proteolysis; regulation of Ras protein signal transduction. Lineage: Eukaryota; Fungi; Ascomycota; Eurotiomycetes; Eurotiales; Aspergillaceae.
AUGCCUUCGGAUAACCACGUCAAAGCGGGCUUGUCUCUUAUCGAGGACAAGUCCAAGGUCCUUGGCUUGACCAUUGGCACUCAUGAGAAUGUCCAGCCUGGAACAUGGUUUCCCCGCAAAGCAGCUCAAGAGCCCCCGAAGCUCUUCUUCGCUGGCGCCAACCCCACCAGCACCUACAUGGUUGUGGGCUUGGAUAUUGACGCUCCUUUCCCUUCCUUUGGUAUCCUCGGCCCCAUACUCCACUGGAUCCAGUCCGAUAUCAAAGUCACCAGCGAGGGUGCACUCGAGUUCGACGCACCGUUUGUCGCCAAUUACAUCGGCCCUGCUCCCCCUCCUGGGAGCGCACCCCAUCGUUACAUCUUUUUCCUGUACGAACAACCUGCAGACUUCGAUCCCACGGCCUAUGCACCUGCUGAUGGCAAGAAGCUUGGCAAUUGGAAUCGCAUGCGGUACGAUCUUGAUGCUUGGGCAGAGGAGAUCAAGCUUGGUCCUCUUGUGGCUUUCAACUAUCUCACCUCCAACUAG